Molecule: messenger RNA, 3829 nt
Organism: Micromonas commoda
Lineage: Eukaryota; Viridiplantae; Chlorophyta; Mamiellophyceae; Mamiellales; Mamiellaceae
Exons: 1
Coding region: 1-3705 (1234 amino acids)
Source: RefSeq, a predicted model, not a curated record
AUGGCAUCCGACGAACCGUCGACGUCCGCGCUCGCGAAGACGCCGGGCAAAACGUUCUCGGCCAACCUGCCGGCGUCGUGGAUGAACAGCGCCAAGACCCCCUCGGGGAAGACGCCGGGCGGGGCGAAGACCCCGGCGCGGCUCAGCCUGGCCAAGACCCCGGCGGGUAAGCCCAAGACCCCGGGCGUUUCCAGCAUGUUCUCGCAAGCCCCCGAGCGCGUCGUCGUCGACGCCAAGCCCAAGCCCAAGACCCCGGGCGCGUACCACCGGCAGCUCAUGCUCCCGGCGCGAAAGACCCCGGGCAAGAAGGGAGCGCCUGUGGCGAACCCCGCGCCGUCCAUGCUCUCCUCCCUUCCCAACGCCACGAGAGCGGAGUUCUGGCUCAACAAGGCGAUCCGCGAGGAGGAACGCUCGGGCGACCUCGCGCAGGCGCUCUACCACAUCGACGCCGGCAUCAAGCGCGGGGCGGAACCCGUCCAAUCUCUGCGCGAAGCCAAGACCGCGCUGGAGGCCAGGAUGAGGACCGACGCGUCCCCUCCCGAAGCCGCACCCGCGCCCCCCGCGGGAGACGACGGCGACGACGUGGAGGGAUCCGUCGUCGUCAUGGAGGCUGUGCGCGUCCCGACCCGCAUGCUCGACUCCGUCCGCGGUCGCGAGACGGCGGUGACCCAGGUUCGUCGCUCGGCGAGAAUGACGCCCGACUCGUCCGGCGCCAGACGCCACUCCCCGAGCGUGCGCGCCGCGAUGACCCAUAACUCGAUCCAGCGGACGCUCAGCGCCAACGACUACGCGUACGUCCCGAACGAAGCCCUCGAGAACACACACGCGAACGGUGCCGACGACGUCGACGACGCGGUCGCCUCGCUGGAAGCCUUCCGCGGCGACAUCCGCAACGCGCCGCCGUUGACGUUAACGAACGACGACGACGACGACGACGACGACGCCCGGGGGAACGUCGAGAACCGACCGCGCGAUGAUGGCGUCGCGGGGACCGAUGAGGCGUCGCGGCGGCUGAUGGGCGUUACACCGGGCGUUACGACGAGGACGACGCCGCGAUCGUUCACUGUCAACUCCUCGGGUAAAAAGUCGCGCGGCGUCGUGUACGUGGACUCGCGCGGUUCGAGCGGCGGUCGUAACGGUCGUAACGGCUCGCUGUCCAAGGCGAGGUCGCUCGACGCCCCCGCGCCGAGGAAGAUGAGUUUCUCGUCGCACUCUGGAGACGCCGCCGGAAACGACGAGGCGAGGGGAGUAACGCUCGACUCCGACUCGGUUACACCGGGCGGCGGCGCAUCGGUUCCCUCCGUCGAGCUCACCCCGAACAGCGAGUUCGCCGCCAUGGAGGCUGCCGCGGAGGCUGAGGCUGCCGCGGAGGCUGCCGCGGCUAGGGCGCGAGCGACCGGCGGGUUCCUCGCGCGAACUUCCUCGGUCCCCGCGAACUACUCGCCGAUGAAACCGCCGCAAUCGCCGCAGUCGACGAAGAAGUCCGCGGCGGCGGCGAUCGCGCGCACACGCGGGGAGGAUCCGAAAGAAGAGGAGGAGGAGGAGGAGGAACACGACGUCGCCACCGUGGCCGUCCCGCGAUUCGAACCCGCGACCUACGAUUCCCCCGCGUCGAUGGUCUCGCCCACCGUGCUGCUGCCCAACCUCCCCACCCCGACGCUCCGCCCCGCGGCUGGCUCCACCCCCACGCUCGCGCAGGAGGCUGCGAUGGCGAGGACCCCCGCGCCCGCGCCCGUGGCGAUCGGCACGUUCGGUCCGUCCCCCGGCAGGGCCGCCAGGGAGGCGGCCGAGGCUCGCGGCGAAUCGCCCACGGACGCGGUGGCGGCGGCGGUGGCUGCGGCGACGCCCUUCUCUUGCGUCGACACCAGCCGCCGCGACCGAGCCGCCAAGCGACGGGACAGGGGCGCCGCCGUGAGCCCCGUGGCGUUCGAAGGGAGGAGUCCGCGCGGGGAGGAGGAGACGACGCAGCAGGAGACGCCCGGCGCGGAGUUCGCCAGGCUCGAGGCCGAGGCGGCGGCGGAGGCUCGCGCCGAGGCCCUCGCCGCGGCUGAGCUCGCCGCGGAUUUGGCGGAUGAGAUUGACGAUUUCGUCUUUCCCCCGGAUCGCGGGGAGGACGGCGAACUCUCGAGACGCGCCGCCAGCCCGCUCGCCUUCGCGGAUGAGGACGUCACCGUCGCGUUGCCCACGGUCGGGUUCGCGGCGGCGGCGGCGGCGGGUGCUGACGUGGAUGCUGACGAGGAUGCUGAUGAGGACGCCGACGCGACAGUCUCGAUACCCACCGUCGGGUUCAGGCCCGUGCCCAUCACCCCGGGGGGCUACCUCGACAGGUACCGCCGCACCCCGGCCGCGUCCACCGCCGCCGCGCCCGCGGGUAUCACCCCGGCGUUCAAGGCGCUCGCCGCGCGUGCGCAGUCGCCGGCCAUCGCCAAGAUGGCGGCGCUCUCGGCGUCAGUCGCGGCGGAGAGCGCCGCCGUUAAAUCGGCCCUCGCGGAAGCGCCGCGGUCCCCGGUCAAGUUCACGACCGUCCCGGUCCCGGCGUUCAUCGCGAGAGACGACGAGGAACACGCUGGCCAGGAGGAGGAAGAACACGCCGGCCAGGAGGAGGAGGAAGACUUCCUCGAGGCUGCGCCGUCACCCGCGGCGGAGGAGGUAAAGGCGCUCGCGACGGAGGACCCGGCUCCGAUGCCCUCGCCGCCCGCGCCGCCCCGCUCCCCGUCCAUCGAGGAGAUCGCGCCCAACGCGGCGAAGCUCAUCGCGACGCCCGGUUCCGAGAAGGAGACGUCACCCCUCUCCGUGUUUGCGCGCAUGAUGGCCAAGGUUAUUCGCGACACCAAGGAGGAGCUCACCAAGUCCGCCGUCAAGGCUCGCGCGACGGAGCUGAUGGUUUUAGCCGGGGAGAUGCCGUCGCCGCCGAAGAGCGCAGCCUCGCUCCCUUCGCCCGCGGCGAGGACGCCGACGACCGGUCCCGUCGCGGGACUCUCCCCGGUUGACGUAACAGCCGUAACGGCCGUAACGGCUGUUGACGCCGCGUCGGACAAAACCCCGGAAGCAGUUCCGGUGGCGGCGGACAAAGACGACGACGCGGACGUCGAGACGCCCCCCGCCACGCUGCCGUCGCCCAUGGGAAGCAUCAAGGGAUCGCCCGCGGUUCGCGUUCCCGUCGGGCACCCCGCGCACCCCACCGCGUCCACGGGCCUGACGCCGGCGCUGGCCAGGCUGGGCAUCGGAUCGAGCGCCGCGCCCGCGACCCCGACCGAGACGAAAGACGACCAAGAAGGAGAAGAAGAUGAAGAAGAUGAAGAAGAAGCGACACCCCUCGGCGUUGUGAUGACGGGCGCGCGGGUCACGCGGGGGAGCGUCGCGAGGGGCCGUCACGAGAUGCGAAGCGUCGAUCGCCUCCACGCCGGCGUCGCGCCGCGCGUCGCCGGGACGCCCGCGAGCGCGAAGAGGGGCGGCGACGGGCGAGAGACCGGAACCGGGAAGAAGAAACCCCCGUCGGGCUCGUCCCCCGCGGGCUCCGCCGCGAAGAGGAGCGGCGGGGGCGGAGGACGCGGAUCGAAAAAGUCGAGUCUCGGCGCCGCCGCGGCGGCGGCGGCGGCGGGCGCCACCCCGGGUUCGGUCCCACCCGGCGGUCUUCGCAGGUCCAAGCGACUCUCCCAGGGCGCGGACACCCCGACGAGCGCGAGAAAGCCGUGGGAGAAUUGACGAAGUUAAAAGAGGGACGAAUUUCUUUCGACGAACGACUCAAACUCGGACGCGAAGACGAUGAAUCACUCACGAAUAGAAGACACGAACGCGACACGUCAUCAUGACGUCGACUUUACUCACC